UAGAAAAAUACAAUUUGGUAUAGAAUCCAAACAGUAAAUUCCCACUAACGGUUGUGGUUACUUCAUCUCAAAGAGUUGAUUCUUUGUUGAACAAUAUGAAAUCCAAAGCUCAAGAUUGUAAAUAACAGUUUGCUUAAUACAUAUCAAUAAGUAACAAUAUGUUAUGGAGUCCAGGCUAUGUUCAAUUAUAUACGAAUUUGAGCUGAUAGACUGUGAGAUCACACCAUAUCAAAUGGUCGAUUCCAUGUUUUACAAGCACACUCAUACUUGUACAUUUCACUCUAUAUAACAUUUUUGAAACCUUCUGACAAAUGGUUGCGUGCCUUUGUAUUCGUGAGAAAAGUCCCUUUCCAAAUGUUACGCGCCUUUCGCUAACUUCAUCGCCGUGCAUGACGUCGUCAAAAAAAAAUCGAGGCGAUCCUCACAACGGCAUCCGCAAACCGUGCAAAUCCCGACGGAAAAUCCACCCCAUCCGGAGGAAAACAACAAAACGAGUCGUAACAUUGAAGGUGGCGGAUCCAGAAAAAACGAGAGCGACCGCUGCGGCCGCCGAGAAGUUCGCAUCGACGAGGUCGGCAGGAUCAAUGCAGCGAAAAAUCAGUCCUCGGAGCCAGCGACGGAAUCCGCAGAAGUCGGAAAACUACAAGGACAGGAGCUCCGCACUCGGCUGCACUGGGUGGAGACCAGGGUGGAGACACCAAGAAACAAAAACAACAAAUUACUCGGCUCCCAAUGUUGACGGAAUAACAAAGGAUGUGGAAACUCAGUAUUCGGACUAUGGGCCCCUUUGCAACGAUGACCCGCGUCCCACCGAUGGGGCAGCACAAGCAACCCAACGCCACCACCGCCAAUCCAGAUACAAACAACCAAUGGAAUCUGGACCAGCUGUCGAAUGCCUCCACUGAAUCGACCGUCGAAUCGGCUAUGCAGGUCAACACCAUAGAGGCGGCCGUUCUGGUACGCCCACCGCGGCCACGACCAUGACGACGGCUCCCAGCAGCAGCCCCACUACCAUCAGCCCACGAUGCUCGAACAGCAAUGCCAAGCCACAACCUCUGCGACCCCACGGGGUGGACGCAAUCCAGCCCCGACCACCCCUCGCCUCGAACAAACAACAACCAGCAGCAAACCCACCUGCACCAACGCAUUAAGUGGGGACAGAUCACCGAGCCAUCGCAGGGACCAACCGAAUCAUCGGACGCCAUUUCAAGUAUAAAGUACACGUCCGGAGUGAACGCCCGGAUGCAGCGGGUCUCCACGAAGAACGCCGAUCCCGAGAAUUGCAUCUUCCAACGGAAACCAUUCAAGUUGAAAACCCUGCAGCCGGUGAACUGAACCACGCCACGUCUGCCCAUGAAGGAAGUCCGAAAACCAACUGGCACAAAGUGCGCACCAGAUAAGCAAUAAUUGAGAAAUGAAUAA
Messenger RNA from Aedes albopictus (Asian tiger mosquito), 1422 nucleotides. RefSeq lists its product as uncharacterized. The coding region runs from base 312 to 905 and encodes 197 amino acids. The record is from RefSeq and is a predicted model, not a curated record. NCBI's taxonomy places the organism in Eukaryota, Metazoa, Arthropoda, Insecta, Diptera, Culicidae. The transcript has 3 exons.